CCCUAUCCAAGUAUUGCCUCUGUCUCUGGUUCUCCAGUGUUACCUUGAAAAAUGAAGUCCACAUGGAUCCCAUGCUGUCUUGGUCUACUGUUGUUGUUUGACGUGUGCUGUGCCUUGAAUGAUGACAAAAGGCCUAAUUUUGUCCUGAUGAUGGUCGACGACUUGGGGAUUGGAGACUUGGGCUGCUAUGGGAACACAACCUUGCGGUAAGUUACAGUGAUGUAAACUGCAACAGGCUUUUUAUGUUCUAUCCCAUGUUUCUAAGCAUGUCAUUCCUGCAUUACAUUUACUUAUCAUUUGUAGUUGUGAUUCCAAACAAAAAUGUCCAUCCUCGGAAGACACCUUUAAAACAUGACUAAAACGCCUCCUUCCAGAUGAUGAGCCCUACCGUGUUGUGUUGUUGUGUCUGCAGGACCCCCAACAUCGACAUGCUGGCUCAGGAGGGGGUGAGGCUGACGCAGCACAUCGCUGCUGCCCCCCUCUGUACGCCCAGUAGGGCAGCCUUUCUGACAGGCCGAUACCCAAUACGAUCUGGUGAGGCGAGACAUAAACAACAAAUCAAAUCAAAUGUUAGAUGUCACAUGCGCCGAACGGGCGUAGACUUUACCGUGAAAUAGUAAAAAUAGUAAUACAAUAGUAAUAAAAUAUACUACAACAACAACAACAACAAGAGCUCAAUGUAUAGCCUACCUCCUGGGGUUUGACACAAAGCUUUGCCUAGUAGUAUUAUUUGAUCACUUAACAGAUCACUAGCUAGUAUUGAUAGGCCGAACUAGUAUUAUGUAGCGUUAGCUAUGCAUUAGUAAGGCUAAGUGGAGUGAACAGCUCAUAGAACAUGAUAAAUAGCAUGUUCACCACAAUGCAGCAGGAUGAAUAGUACAUCAUCAUUCCACUGUAUGAUUUUAUACUUUUGUUACUCUCUCCACUUUGUGAUUUGAUAUCAAUUUUUGAUCCUAUUUUUGUCUUGAACAGGUAUGGCCGGCCUUGGACAGUUAGGGGUGUAUGUUAUCUCUGCUGCAUCUGGCGGUCUUCCCAGUGAAGAAGUCACCUUUGCCAAGGUCGCCAAACGACAGGGCUACGAGACUGCUCUCAUAGGUGAGCCAAAGUCCUCUCCUUUGUUUUUCUUUGAUACUAUGUAAAGCGUCUUUAGGUCCAUGAAAAACUGUACAUAUAACCCAUUUAUUAUCGUCAUGAGUCUGUAUCAAUACUUCUCACUUUGGGAAUAGGGAACACGCGUGAGCAGUGACAGUUAAUUUGAUUGGUUGCAGCAAUGUGUCUGUUUUGUUGUUUGAAUGUCUUUUCAAUUCUGACUGUAUAGCUAUAGCUACAUGAUUGAUUUGAUUUUAAUAGUAUAAUAGCUUUCAUAUUCAAAUUGGCUUCUCAAUGGUUGUCCAGACAACAGACUAAAGUACAUUUACAUUUGAGUUGACAUUCAAGGUCUUGUUCUUUGAUGUACAACAUCCUCACAGGCUUUUCAGUAACCCAAGUUGACAUAUUAUUAAAUGUAAUAAUUGGCAUCAUCUGCCUUUUUUCUCCACUGUUGAAAACACUUUACGUGUGGUAAUUUAAGGCCGUUGUUCUUUGUAGAUGCCUCAAGUUGCCAGUUUAUAUGGUCCAUCAUCUGCCCCUUCACUCCACUGUAGGAAAAUGGCACCUUGGUCUUAACUGUGAGAGGAACGACGACUACUGUCACCACCCCAGUGCUCACGGCUUCGACCACUUCUACGGUAUAACCCUGACCAACCUGCGUGACUGUCAGCCCGGCCACGGCUCCAUCUUUACCAAUGUCAGAGCACACAUACCCUUCAAGGUGAUGUACAGUAUACAAUGCAUUUUUAUGAUAUACAAUAUUUUGGUUUAAUCAUUAAAUUGUUAGGAGCAUAUACAGUGGCUUGUGAACGUAUUCACCCCCCUUGGCAUUUUUCCUAUUUUGUUGCCUUACAACCUGGAAUUAAAAUGGAUUUUGGGGGGGGUUGUAUCAUUUGAUUUACACAACAUGCCUACCACUUUGAAGAUGCAAAAUAUUUCUUCCUAUGAAACAAACAAGAAAUAAGACAAAACAAAAGAACUUGAGCAUGCAUAACUAUUCACCACCCAAAGUCAAUACUUUGUAGAGCCACCUUUUGCAGCAAUUACAGCUGCAAGUCUCUUGUGGUAUGUCUCUAUAAGCUUAGCACAUCUAGCCACUGGGAUUUUUGCCCAUUCUUCAAGGCAAAACUGCUCCAGCUCCUUCAAGUUGGAUGGGUUCCGCUGGUGUACAGCAAUCUUUAAGUCAUACCACAGAUUCUCAAUUGGAUUGAGGUCUGGGCUUUGACUAGGCCAUUCCAAGACAUUUAAAUGUUUCCCCUUAAACCACUCAAGUGUUGCUUUAGCAGUAUGCUUAGGGUCAUUGUCCUGCUGGAGGGUGAACCUCCGCCCCAGUCUCAAAUCUCUGGAAGACUGAAACAGGUUUCCCUCAAGAAUUUCCCUGUAUUUAGCGCCAUCCAUCAUUCCUUAAAUUCUGACCAGUUUCCCAGUCCCUGCUGGUGAAAAACAUGGUGUUCUCGGGGUGAUGAGAGGUGUUUUCCUUGAUGGCAGAACAAUUUAUUUUAGUCUCAUCUGACCAGAGUACCUUCUUCCAUAUGUUUGGGGAGUCUCCCACAUGCCUUUUGGCGAACACCAAACGUGUUUGCUUAUUUUUUUCUUUAAGCAAUGGCUUUUUUCUGGCCACUCUUCCGUGUACAGCUUAAAGUGGUCCUAUGGACAGAUACUCCAAUCUCUCCGCUGUGGAGCUUUGCAGCUCCUUCAGGGUUAUCUUUGGUCUCUUUGUUGCCUCUCUGAUUAAUGCUCUCCUUGCCUGGUCCGUGAGUUUUGGUGGGCGGCCCUCUCUUGGCAGGUUUGUUGUGGUGCCAUAUUCUUUCCAUUUCUUAAUAAUGGAUUUAAUGGUGCUCCGUGGGAUGUUCAAAGUUUCUAAUAUUUUUUUAUAACCCAACCCUGAUCUGUACUUCUCCACAACUUUGUCCCUGACCUGUUUGGAGAGCUGCUUGGUCUUUAUGGUGGCGCUUGCUUGGUGGUGCCCCUUGCUUAGUGGUGUUGCAGACUCUGGGGCCUUUCAGAACAGGUGUGUAUAUAUACUGAAAUCAUGUGACACUUAGAUUGCACACAGGUGGACUUUAUUUAACUAAUUUUGUGACUUCUGAAGGUAAUUGGUUGCACCAGAUCUUAUUUAGGGGCUUCAUAGCAAAGGGGGUGAAUACAUAUGCACGCACCACUUUUCCGUUAUUAAUUUUUUUGAAACAAGUAAUUUUUUCCAUUUCACUUCACCAAUUUGGACUAUUUUGUGUAUGUCCAUUACAUGAAAUCCAAAUAAAAAUCAAUUUAAAUUACAGGUUGUAAUGCAACAAAAUAGGAAAAACGCCAAGGGGGGAUGAAUACUUUUGCAAGGCACUGUACAGAGUGUCUUUCUUCUACAUCUGCAUUGCUUGCUGUUUGGGGUUUUAGGCUGAGUUUCUGAAUAGCACUACAUCUGCUGAUGUAAAAAGGGCUUUAUAAAUAAAAAACAGUUUACUCUCCAUUAGUCAGCACCUCUCCAACCAUUUUGGGGUGUGCUUCAGCUCAUGAUUUUUACUACAGUAUUACAUUGAGUAUUUUUACUUGAUGUAUGUAUCCUGGUGUAGCAUGGUCCCAGAUCUGUUUGUGCUCUUGCCAACGCCAUUGCUGUCAUAGUCAAGCCAACCAAAGUGAUAAGGAGUUGGCAUGAUGGCAUAAACAGACUGGUGCUCAGACUUGUUUGUUGUAUGUAGUUUGGUUGAGCUUUUAGCUAUAAAGCAAAUUGUCCCUCAGGGAUAGGAUAGUAAAGAUUCUCAACUUUACCCUACAAGACCCUGGGAGUGGGUGUGGCUACCGUGACCCUCCUGCAUGCGAGGGGUGUGGUCACCAUGCGGAGGAAGUUGGUGCUGAGUGUGGUGGCGUUGGUGGGCGCGGUGGCGGCCAUCUUUGGUACAUUCGUCAUCACGUUCCCCAACUUCAACUGCUUUCUGAUGAGGAACCGGGAGGUGGUCGAGCAGCCAUAUGUCUCAGAGAACCUGACCCAGAGAAUGACAGAUGAAGCAGUGGACUUUUUAGAAAGGUGAGUUUUUUUAUUUAUUGCUCCCCUACUACAUGAUAGAUUGAGACAGAAUAGAAGCCAAAUUGCAUGUUUGUGUGUGCGUGCGUGAGUGUGUUUGAUUAUUGAUGUUUGUUUGUGUCCUGCGAGUGGGAAGAAAGUCUAAAGGGUAUGUAAGGAAAGUGUGUGUAAAGGGUUGGUGACCUAGGUGACUGUCGGUAAAAUAAAAGCAUACUGUAACUGUACACAUUAGUUGUCAUACAAUUAUUUUAUUCCAUUUACACUAUUGACUAUUUUGACAGGAACUCUGCACUACCCUUCCUGUUGUUCUUCUCCUUCAUUCAAGUGCACACGGCCAUGUUUGCAUCACCAGCCUUCCAGGGGACCAGUCAGCACGGUAUCUAUGGAGACGCUGUUCAUGAAGUGGACUGGAGUGUUGGUAAGAGUUGAUAUUUACUCUAUAUCGCUAUAUGGUCCUCUGUAGCUCAAUUGGUAGAGCAUGGCGCUUGUAACGCCAGGGUAGGGGGUUCGAUCCCCGGGACCACCCAUACCUAAAAAUGUAUGCACGCAUGACUGUAAGUUGCUUUGGAUAAAAGCGUCUGCUAAAUGGCAUAUUAUUAUAUGGCCUUUUUUUUUAUGUCCAAUAAGUUAAAAGGUUGGAAGACUUGAAAUGUCCACACUAAUUAUAUUUGAGAGGUUGGAAGAUUUGAUUGGUUUUUACCUAUUAAGUCCUGUUUCAUAACAUUUGUUUGUAGGUCAGCUCAUGCAGACUCUGGAGCGGUUGAACCUGAAGGAGAACACACUGGUUUACCUGACCUCAGACCAGGGGGCGCACCUUGAGGAGAUCUCAGUCUGGGGGGAGGUGCACAGAGGCUGGAACGGCAUCUACAAAGGUACAGUCUGUAACAGGGGGGAGUUGCACAGGGGCUGGAACAGCAUAUACAAAGGUACAGUCUGUAACAGCUUCAGAAGAACAAGUCAACAGAGGCCGAACAGCCAGAUGUCAAAUUUUCAGUUAAAACAUUUUUUAAUUAAUAGGUUAAAUUUUUUUUUAAAUAGAAGUAAAAAUAUUCAACAUUGAAGUGCAGGUGCAGAAAGGCUUUAGUUUGCAUCUGCAGUGGUUUAGUAGGGUAUAUUAAUAAGCAUGUAAAUGGAAAGUCAGAGCCAGUCAAUGCAUAGAAUAGAAUAAUAGAUUAGUAGAUAAAUUGCACAGAUGAUCUAUGUCCUCAUGCAUAAGAGACGAGACAUUUGCAUGAAAGGUUCUAGUAAGCCUUAUAUUUCAGUCGAGUGAUGAAGGACUUCCCAUAUUCUCAGUCCUCACAAAGUGCUUCGAUCUGUCUCUGAGCAGCAGGGAAAUCCACCAACUGGGAGGGGGGGAUCCGAGUUCCAGGACUGCUUCGUUGGACUGGGAUGUUACCUGCAGGGAAAGACAUUGAUGAACCCACCAGCAACAUGGACAUCUUCCCUACUGUGGUGAAGCUAGCCGGAGGGAUGGCACUGGGGGACAGGUGAGUAGUGUGAAAUUGCUGAGGUCUGAGGGGCUUUGUUUGUUCAAGGACCUCUAUUUCUAUGGGUAAGCCCAAAGCACUAGGUAGGUUUUCUGGCAGCCUCAUCUGUCAGUCAAAACCACAGUGUUUGGAAUCUAGGUCACCAUAGAAACGAUAUGCACUCUUAGUGCUCUGAAUCACCCUAACUAGAGACAUUAUAUUCACAAUAGGUGUCACCAGGGACCUGCUAGGAAAAAUCUCAGCUAAUGAAAAAGCUCUCAAAACGGAUAAGGCUGAUCUAAACUUUGAUCAAAGGUUUUCAAGGGCCUUUGAGGUCUUUCUGCCUACGCAGAGGAUCAUUCCUACAGUGUGCUCCAUUUCUGUGUCUCAGAGAUAAUUUAUUGUGUUGUGUGUGUGUGUGUUCUGUGUGUGUCUUCUCUUCCUAGAGUGAUAGACGGUCAUGACCUCAUGCCCCUGCUGCAGGGGGAAGUUGAGAGAUCAAAGCAUGAGUUUCUCUUCCAUAACUGUAAUGCCUACCUCAACGCUGUCAGGUGGCAUCCUCCCAACAGUAAGUCCACAUUUCCAAUGUAAUCGUUUUUAAAGAAUGCAAUUGAAUUACUGUAACGAUGCUGCUAAUAAUGAUUGAGUGAGAAUUCCAAUGUUUUUUGUAAGCAAGUUAACUUGAAACUUAAACUACUAUGGUGGUUGUAAUUCAUUGUAAAUCUUUAAGGUUAUUCAAUAUGGAAGGUGUUCUUUUUCACUCCGGACUUCUACCCCGAGAACGGAACAGCCUGCAUGCAUACCCAUGCCUGUUUCUGCACCGCAUCCUACGUGACCUACCAUGACCCCCCUUUGCUCUUUGACCUCUCCCGCGACCCCUCGGAGACCACGCCCCUGACCCCAGACACGGAACCCACCUUCCACUCGGUCCUGGAGGAGAUCCGGGCUGCGGUGGCCCUCCAUAAGGAGUCCAUCACCCCCGUUCAGGACCAGCUCGCCCCAGGACACCUCCUAUGGAAGCCCUGGCUGCAGCCCUGCUGCUCCUCCCUGUCCCAGCUCUGCAGGUGUGAGAGAGAUGGUGGGAGAGACGGCCACCGGAGCACUGUAGAGGCAGACUCUCCACAGGAUCAGCACAUCAUUGCUUAA
Molecule: messenger RNA, 6717 nt
Organism: Coregonus sp. 'balchen'
Lineage: Eukaryota; Metazoa; Chordata; Actinopteri; Salmoniformes; Salmonidae
Source: the annotation of a GenBank genome assembly